Molecule: messenger RNA, 1153 nt
Organism: Linum trigynum
Lineage: Eukaryota; Viridiplantae; Streptophyta; Magnoliopsida; Malpighiales; Linaceae
Source: the annotation of a GenBank genome assembly
GUAACACAUGUUAUCUAGAUUACCCAAACUUGGACAUUUGCUAGCCUCUAUCCUGGUCACCAACCCAACAAAAAGUCAAAGCAGUGAAAUACACCCUGCUGAGCUUGAGCUCAACAGUCAACAAAGAUUAUUAUCAAAUAUUUUUGGAGCAGACUUAUGUACGUGUACCUUGUUGGUUGAACUAGCUGAGACCCAUGUCAUUGUUAGCUUACUGGUAUGUAACCAACCAACUACGUAACUACCUACGUGUGCCCCUGGCCUCCAGACUUCCAGAAAACUUGGACAUGUAGCCUUUUUCCCUAACCAACACCACCAAUGUUUGUUUUAUGGGUAGAGCAGAUGAACUAAUCAUCACACACACAAUCUCACAACUUCUCUUCUCGACCAUACAAAUUCCACUGGCUAUAUAAACCCUCCACCUCUUAAACCUUUUCAUCCAUCACUUGCACACCAACAAAACAACAAAAACCUUCUCCAUAAACAUAGCUAGAUACCUGGCCACCAAAUCAAAUCAAGACAUGGCUUCUUCUUCGAAGUUCUUCGUCGUUGCUCUCGUCCUCGCCGUCACAUUCUGCAACAUGGAAAAUGGAAUGGCGGCCCGACAGCUCCUUCAAAUGCCCACCAUCCCAUCUCUGCCUCAGCCAACUCUUCCGUCCGGAGGAGGAUUGCCACCGCUCCCCAGCGCCGGCGCCUUGCCCACCCUGCCACAACCAACUCUGCCGUCCGGCGGACUGCCACCGCUACCCAGCGCCGGCGCGAUUCCGACCAUGCCCACUAUUCCUUCCAUCCCGAAAGUUUCUCUGCCGCCACUGCCUAGCGGUUUGCCAACCAUGCCUUCCAUCCCCGGCCUUACCCCGGCGGGCCCCGGCAACUGAAUGAACUAGUACACCAAGUUGGUGGAUAUCAUUGUCUUCGGUGUUUGAUGAUAUGUUGUUAUUUAUAUCUUGAGAUUGCGUGUGUAGAGGGCUCAUUGUUUGUAUUCAGAUUGUUAUUUGAGUUUUCUUGGAUUGUAUAUUUGUUUCUACGUACUAUUGUAUGCAAUCAUCACUCCGUUUUCAGUUACUUUUUGAGUUUGUAUCACUUCCUUUAUGUUUCGUGUUUAUGUGAUUUCUAUUGGAUUUUUCCCAUUUUUGGAUAAAGCCAUAAGAGCUGA